AUGGAAAUCGAAUCCGUAAUUGAUCAAGCAGAUCCGCCCCCAACACUGAAUACACUGCCACUAGAGGUUCGAUUCAAGAUCUUCAAAGAGCUACUCAUCAAUCCUGUUCUAGGAGAAUUGAAAUCUAUUCUGGGAAACUAUCAAGUCCAGGCUCCAAAUGACGUUAUCAAAUAUCACCUGCAUCCUUGGAUUCUCAGAGUCUGUCGACAGAACUACGAGGAAGGAUGCGAGAUCUUGUAUUUUCAGCCAUUUUUCCUAUGCUAUAACAGACAAUUGUUAAAUAUGGGCCAUCCGGAAGUGGAUAAAAAUACAUUUACUCCUCUGUUGAGGUACGGUCCUUCAUACCGCCAAAAAGGCCUGGAUUGCGAAGAGAUCAAAGUCAUAACACAACCGGCAUUUAAGAAGGUUCGACAAUGGACAAUAAUCAUUAGCUCGUACACGAUUAGAAAGGCAAUAAGACCGGAACAGCUUGACGUCAUACUAUGGGACCUAGCCGUACCCGAAUAUGGCGAGGAACUUAUGAAGCCACGACAAACUUUUCUGCCUUUGAAAAUCCUUCGAAACGUAGGAAACUUAACUAUUAGGGAGGCGGCACUGGAUGAAUUCCCACCACCACGAAUUAAUAGUCGCUUUUCGCAACGCGACAGCAAACUGUUGCUCUCUUAUCCCGAUAAGUCGAACCUCUUAGACAAGAAGUUAUAUAAAAAGCUGAAGCGCUUAGUCGAGGGUAUUAGACCGGUCGAGAGGCUAUCUGAAAUGCACAGACAUCUCAUCAAUUUUGUACUGUCUUUCGAGAAUUUCGCUCCAUGGAAGCUAGACCUGAGAAAUGUGGGUGAAGAUAUAAUAGCAGUAGCUCAUAGUGGAAAAUGCGCCAUUUUGCGGGCGAGAAAAGCGUACAAUCGCAUUGUUGAUGCUUCUCGUGUCUUGGUAGCUGCCAUUGAAGAGGACAAAGACACCGACCGGGCUCUUAAUUUAGAUCCACGAGGAGGAUACUUUCAGACAUUUGAGGCUGCUAGACUAGUGAUUUUGAUCGAGAAGUAUGCUGCAGCUUUCAAACGUGAUCAGGAUGAGAGGACUGAAAUUGCGUUUCGGGUUAACAAGAGAGAAAUAAAGAGUUUUCGUAUGGAUCACCCAAGAGAAAUGAUGCUUCGAAGACUAGACAGAGCCUUUGAGCAUGAAAGAUGUGACUUGCUUAAAGACGCGUUCAAAGAUUUAUUGUGUGAUCUACAGGCUCAAUUCUCAGAAAUUAAGCAGACCUGGAGAUAUUUAUUCAAAAGCGAUACACAUGGAAAUACGAUGUGUCGUACAGAGUAUGAUAGCGAUAGUGAUAGUUUGGAUGGUAUGAUCGACUUGACAGUCUGA
Botrytis byssoidea is the source of this 1362-nucleotide messenger RNA. RefSeq lists its product as uncharacterized. The record is from RefSeq and is a predicted model, not a curated record. Lineage: Eukaryota; Fungi; Ascomycota; Leotiomycetes; Helotiales; Sclerotiniaceae. Bases 1 to 1362 code for a protein of 453 amino acids. The transcript has 4 exons.